Molecule: messenger RNA, 1213 nt
Organism: Merops nubicus (carmine bee-eater)
Lineage: Eukaryota; Metazoa; Chordata; Aves; Coraciiformes; Meropidae
Gene: ASTL
Product: astacin-like metallo-endopeptidase (M12 family)
Exons: 12
Biological process (GO): proteolysis
Molecular function (GO): zinc ion binding; metalloendopeptidase activity
Source: RefSeq, a predicted model, not a curated record
AUGGGCCUGAAGAUGUUCCCGGACCCGAAGGUGUUGCUGGUGCUCGCUGCCCUCCUGCUCCACGCUGCCCUGGGCUUCCCCAUUCAGGAGGACUACGGAAACAGCACAGCAACAACAGAACCUACUGAGGUGACGACACCAGAGGACAUAUUCGACUCUCCAUCACCUACAGAGACUGACUCCGAGGACGAAGUUAUUUUUAACAGAAUUCUGGAAGCUAACAAAGGCAGCUCUCAGUACCUGCAGGAAGGUGACAUUGUCCCCCAGAGGCGUCGCAGUGCCAUCAACUGCCGCCACUGCAACUGGCCCCCCUCCGGCGACGGGAUCGUCCGCGUCCCCUACGUCCUGGAUCCUGCCUACGAGGAGAGCCAUGUGAAGGGGAUUCUUGAUGCCAUGGGAGAAUUUGAAGCACUGACUUGCAUUAAUUUUGUGAAGCGCAAGAAUGAACGUGACUACCUCAACAUUAAAUCUGCUGACGGCUGCUGGUCCAACUAUGGGAAAGUAGGAGGUGGACAGACUGUCUCUGUGAUGAAAGGAGGCUGCAUGUGGAAAGGAAUAAUUCAACAUGAACUGGACCAUGCUCUGGGCUUCCUGCAUGAACAUUCUCGAAGUGACAGGGAUAAAUAUGUAAGGAUCAUGUGGGAGUACAUCAGUCCAGCUGACAGACCAGACUUCAAAAAAUUUGAAAACUCCAGAAACCUGGGUCUUCCAUACGACUACUCCUCAGUGAUGCACUAUGGCCCAUACACAUUCUCUAACACCACAGGGAAACCAACUAUUGUACCAAUCCCUGAUGAAUCCAUACACAUUGGCCAGAGGCAGGGACUGAGCAACUUGGACGUGGCCAAAAUCAACAAACUUUACAACUGCAGUCGCUGCAGCACUAUUCUGGACGCGGCGUCUGGGUCCCUGAGAUCUGCCAACCACCCCAGAAAUUACUCAGAUAACACCAACUGUGUCUGGCUCAUCCGAACCCGAUCCAGAAAGGUUUCCCUGCACUUUCAAGCCUUUGAGCUGCAGAAAACCAGAGGCUGUCAGGGUGAUUAUAUUAAAGUUUAUGAUGGAUCUAGCAAGUCUUCUGCACUUCUAAUGGACAAGACCUGUGGAUCAAAGAUACCCAGUGACAUAGUUGCUUCUGGUAAUCAUAUCCUCGUAGAGUUUGUCACAGAUGGUGCUGAUACAGCUUCUGGUUUCAAAGCCACCUUUACUUCUG